Danio aesculapii is the source of this 5979-nucleotide messenger RNA. RefSeq names its product nuclear receptor subfamily 2, group C, member 2 (gene nr2c2). NCBI's taxonomy places the organism in Eukaryota, Metazoa, Chordata, Actinopteri, Cypriniformes, Danionidae. Gene Ontology annotation, biological process: positive regulation of transcription by RNA polymerase II; positive regulation of embryonic development; cell differentiation. The transcript is spliced from 15 exons. Bases 222 to 2093 code for a protein of 623 amino acids. Gene Ontology annotation, molecular function: nuclear receptor activity; RNA polymerase II cis-regulatory region sequence-specific DNA binding; zinc ion binding. The record is from RefSeq and is a predicted model, not a curated record.
CGUGCCCGCGCAACCGCGAACGCGCCCGAGAGGAAGAAAAACUCUCGCACACUGGCAAACGGGGUCACGAACUAUGACCUUUCACUGGAGUAAAACAAUAACAAAUAAUGUGCAAUAAACCCGAGAGCGAAAACCCCGCGGCCGUGCGUUUGACAGGUGGAGGUGUUGUUUUCAGAUGCAGAGCUCGUCCAAUCAGAUGCUUGUAAUGAAAUCACGUCACCAUGACAACCAAUGUGGAGCUGCUGGCUCAGCAGAUAUUGACCACUGAGCAGCUUUCAGAGGUUCAGUCGUCUCCGUCAGGCAGUUCAGUGAUGAGCAGCUCUCCUCAGCGCAUUCAGAUCAUCUCCACCGAGCCCUCGGUCACCAGCCCACAGAGAAUACAGAUCGUCACAGAGCAGCAGACGGGGCAGAAGAUCCAGAUAGUGACGGCUCUGGACUCCUCUGUGCCCAAGCAGCAGUUCCUCCUGGCCUCUUCUGAUGGCUCUCCAGCGGGUAAAGUCCUGCUGGCGUCACCGGAGAGCUCCAGCGCCAAACAGCUCAUCUUCGCCACUGCCGACAGCCUGGUGCCCGGCAGAAUACAGUUUGUGACAGAUGCCGUGUCCGUGGAGAGGCUUCUGGGUAAAGGAACGGACCUCAGCCGAGUUCAGCCGAUUGAAUACUGUGUGGUGUGUGGAGAUAAAGCCUCAGGGAGGCAUUAUGGAGCUGUGAGCUGUGAAGGCUGUAAGGGUUUCUUCAAGCGGAGUGUGCGCAAGAGUCUGACCUACAGCUGCAGGAGUAACCAGGACUGUGUGAUCAACAAACACCACCGCAACCGCUGCCAGUUCUGCAGGCUCCGCAAGUGCCUGGAGAUGGGCAUGAAGAUGGAGUCUGUACAAAGUGAGCGAAAACCUAUCGACCUUCCUCGAGAAAAACCUGCCAACUGUGCAGCGUCUACAGAGAAAAUCUACAUCAGGAAAGACCUGCGCAGUCCGCUUAUUGCAACACCCACCUUCAUCUCUGAGAAAGAUAGCUCACGGUCCAAGCUGUUGGAUUCUGGGAUGCUUGUCAAUAUCCAGCAACCCUUAAUACAGGCUGAUGGCACAUUACUGUUAGCAACAGAUAAGACGGAGUCGGGGCAGGGUGAUCUGGGGACACUCGCUAAUGUGGUCACAUCAUUAGCAAACCUGAACGAUUCGCUCAGUAAUGGAGAAAUGACAGACGGGCAGCUGGAGGGAUCGCCCAGUGAAAUCACACGUGCCUUUGACACUAUGGCUAAAGCGCUGAACCCCGGUGAGCUGACGGAGAGCCAGAGUCUGUCGGAGGUGGACGGAAUGGGCGGAGCUACAAUACAGGUGAUCAGCAGAGAUCAGAUCUCACCGCUCAUAGAGGUGGAGGGGCCGCUGCUCACCGACACACACGUCAGCUUUAAGCUGACAAUGCCGAGCCCGAUGCCGGAGUAUCUGAAUGUGCAUUAUAUCUGUGAGUCGGCUUCACGUCUCCUCUUCCUCUCCAUGCACUGGGCGAGAUCUAUCCCAGCAUUCCUUGCUCUCGGGCAGGAGUGUAACACCGCUCUGGUUCGGGCCUGCUGGAAUGAGCUGUUUAUUCUGGGUCUGGCUCAGUGCGCUCAGAUCAUGAGUCUGUCCACCAUCCUCACCGCCAUUGUCAAUCAUCUGCAGUCCAGCAUCCAGGACGUAGACAAGCUAUCAAGUGAGCGCAUUAAACUAGUGAUGGAGCACAUCUGGAAGCUGCAGGAGUUCUGCAACAGCAUGGCGAAGCUGCAGACGGAUGCAUAUGAAUACGCAUACCUAAAAGCCAUCAUCCUCUUCAGUCCGGAUCAUCCAGGUUUGAGUAGCUGCAGCCAGAUUGAAAAGUUCCAGGAGAAAGCGCAGAUGGAGCUCCAGGACUAUGUGCAGAAGACCUAUCCGGACGAAACCUACAGGUUGGCCCGAAUCCUGCUGCGUUUACCGGCGUUGCGUUUGAUGAGUUCCAGCAUUACUGAGGAGCUGUUCUUCACCGGCCUCAUCGGAAAUGUACCGAUCGACAGUAUCAUCCCAUAUAUCCUCAAAAUGGAGACUGCAGACUACAACAGCCAAAUCACAGCCCCCUCCGUGUGACCAUCGUUUCAUGCAAUUCCCAUCAUACUAUUCCCCCGAAUACAUCGCAUUAUACUGAACCGACCAACAAGCUCUACCUCAAGAGGAGCUGCGACAGCGAAAGCCUUUCUGAACCGUUACCCGAGCGAUAUUGUGUUGUAGUUUACAGAGAGAGAUGCAUUAUGGGACUUUGAGUUCCAGGACUUUGCCUCAAAUUAAACUAAGGCCUUUCUUAUUUUGUAAACUUUAAUUUAAAGAAAAAAAACACUUGAGCACUUCAUGAUGAUUCCAAUGGAAAAAAAUCCCAAUUUUUUUGUUGUUGUCGUCAAAUCGUCACAAUUCUCCCUCAUUAAUAUUCAUAAUUAUCAAAAGCAUGAACAUUUUCAUAAGGAGAUGUGACUUUUUUUGAUUGAAUGUAUCUGCUGACUUCAAGACUUCUCCUGAUCUCCAACAAAGGUAUGAGUUCUUUCAGAUUUGUUUGUUUUCCUCUCUCUCUCUCUACAGCCAUUGAAAUGAAUGGGAAUUUUGUGUUUGUCCCGCAGCUCUUUCUUUAUCCGUACUGUCACUCCUGUCGUCAUGACAAUCAGCUUCUGCUCAAUAUAUCCGGCUUUUCCUUUGCUGUAUUUAUUUCAGCUCCAAAGCGCAUAUAAAUGUAGACCUUCGCUUGAUUUCAAAAAUCACGUGUGCUAUUUCUAUUUGGGGUCACCAAACCUGUUCCUGGAGGGCCGGUGUCCUGCAGAUUUGAGCUCCAACCCUAAUCAAACACACCUGAACGAGCUAAUCAAGGUCUUACUAGGUGUACUUGAAACACCCAGGCAGGUGUGUUGAGGCAAGUUGGAGUUAAACCCUGCAGGGACACCGGCCGUCCAGGACCGAGAUUGGUGACCCCUGCUAUAGGAGAUCUUCAAUCGGUGUCUUUAAAGCAUCUUUAUCGCUGCUGCUGCAAUGGACGUAAAUUGUCAUUUUGAAGAUGUAAUAUAUCCACAACCAUGAUGGUUUGAUGCGUUUAGAUUACUAACAUGUUUUAUUUGCAGAUCUGCGCACACUUAAGUUACAUUUGUACAUUUUAAUUUGUCGUUUAAAAGAAAAGAAAAGUGGUUUUGUCCCUAAUGUAAUGUCUCUACAUGCACUUAUUUAAUGCUGUUUCUGAAACAGAAAUGCUGACCUGGGCUGUAUUUGUUUGGGUUUAAAAUCAGUAGACUCUUCCAGACUAUGUUAGCCUGAUGCUAUUGAUUAGCCACCUUGUUUAUUUAGGUUCAAGCUAACAUUAAAGCUCAAGGUAUAUUUCCAUUUUAACCAGUGCACUACCUGACAAAAGUCUUGUCGUCGAUCCCAGUUGUAAGAGAAAUCCCAGUUGUCAUCUCAACACGUAUCGAUUAAACACAUUAAAAAUAAGACGUUAAACAUUAUAUAACUCAAAACAUUAGUUUAAAACCUGAUUAACUUCAUAAAAUGAGUUAAAUUAACAUAAAAACGUUGGUUUUCAUUUUUAGUGUACAGAAGUCCUCGUGUAGGUGUACAAACUGAAGUAUACUUUGAGCUUCAAUAAAGCACACACACUCGCUGUAAAGCAUGGCAGGUCGGUGUAUACUGCAUAUUUACCCAUUAAUGCCAUUUAUUAAAUAUUUAAUGUGAUUUUAGUUAUUUUAAUCAAUUAUAACUGUGCAAACUGUCUAAAAUGAGCAUUUUUUUACUAACUAACUAAUUUAAAGGGACAGUUCACCCAGAACGUGAAGGCUCUGUAUAGUAUUUAUUGUAAUGGCUGCUUUUUUUUUGCUAACAUUUUUCAGAAUAUCUUGUCUUGUGCUCAUAGAAAGAAACUGUUGAACCACUUUGAGUUUGAGUAAAUAAUUCAUUCAUUCAUUCAUUUUCCUUCGGCUUAGUCCCUUAUUUAUCAGGGGUUGCCACAGCGGAAUGAACCGCCAACUCUUCCAGAAUAUCUUUCAUGCAGCGGAUACCCUUCUAGCCACAAACCAAUACUGGGAAACACACACACACACACACACUACGGUCAAUUUAGUUGAUCAAUUCCCCUAUAGCGCAUGUGUGGGGCUGUGGGGUAAACCGGAGCACCCGGAGGAAACCCACGCCAACACGGGGAGAACAUGCAAACUCCACACAGAAACACCAACUGACCCAGCCGGGACCUGAACCAGCAACUUUCUUGCUGUCAGGCCACAGUGCUAACCACUGAGCCACCAUGCUGCCCAUAAUAAUAAUAAAUAAUAAUAAUAAUGAGGAAGGUUUAAUUUUUGGGUGAACUGUCCCUUUAUAAGCUACAAAUCGACAUGAAACUGGUGGUUUUUGCAUUUGCACGCUUUGCUUUAUACAGCAUUAACUCAAAGCUUGUUUUUGAGUCUAAAUAAAUGUAUGAAAUUUCUUGUGAAUCAUCAAGUAAAACUUGUUUGACUUUUCCCAGUGUUACGCACAUCACUGUAUUACUGCUGAAUACAUGUCCGUCAUUAUAAUCAACAAUACAAACAGACGUCAAAAUUAGUUAGCUGAAUGUGGAAAUAAGAAAUGCUCAGACCAAGCCUUGCCCUUUAUAACAGAAAAUGUCUACACUGUUUCAGUAUUUUCACAAGUGUUUUCUGUUUAUUUGCAGUGGUGAAUUGCAUUAUGGGAUGUUGAUCUCUGCUCUGUCCACUAUUGAUGGUGAAAAUUCAACUCUACAGUUUAACAGUGACUUUUAUUGACAUUUCAGUCAUUUGAAAUAAUAAUAUCAUGUAUAACCUCCUAGGGCUUGCGUGGCCACGUACGUGGACGGCACAUUUUAGCUCUUAGUGGCUAUUUAAAACACUUUAAAUGUUUUAUAUUUUGUUACAGACAUACAGGGUCAUCCUGCAACUGUUUUGCAGCAUAUGAAAUGUCCCAAACACUGUUUUUAACUGUCCAAAAUGGUGGAAAAAAUAGUUUUUACUGUUUGAUAGUCAAAGCAAGUUCAAAAAAAUGUUAAAUAUGCAUUAAAAAAUUUCAGAAAAAUGUGUUUUAUGUAAAUUUGGACCACGAGUCCACAUAUAUGGACAGCAUUUUUCUCUUAAAGUACAUCAUAUCAAAAGAUGAUACUUAGAUUUUUAAUCUAAUUAGGUUCUAAUAAUCCCAAAUAGCAAAGAGAAAUAAAAAAUGCAUGUAAAAAAACACCUUGGGCCUUAAGAGGAUAGGAAAUGAUAUCUAGAGAAAUAAGUCUGUAAAAUAACAGUAAGUGUACUGGGAGUUUAUAACAAAGUAUUUGUAGUGUAAUAUACAACACCAACCCAGACAAUAAAGCACUGCAAACUAUUAGAAAUGAUCAUAAACGUCACUUUAUACAACUUUUCAUGGUUAAAAGUUCAAGAUCAAGGUCCCAUAAUGCAAUUCAAAAGCAGAAAUAAACAAAAUAUGAAUAACAAAAUAUGAAUAACUACCAACUUACAGAUAUUUUGUUAUUUUUUACAGUGUAUAAUGUUUAUAAUGUGUGUUUUCUCAUUGUUUUAGAGUCAUUUCUUCCUGGCCUCAUUGAUUAUGUCCCAAAAAGUUUUUGCUUUAGCACAAUAACCGCAUACAGCUAUUUUUUUAUAUGGUUUGAACACUUUCUUUGAUGCCCGAUGUGUCUGGAUCUGUCAAUGACUGGUUUAUAGGUGUUGUAAAUCUAUAUUGCUGUCUGUUUUCAUCUGUCUGUGAGACGAUAAGAUAAGCUGUGCAUGAAAAGCUCCUGAAUUUGAUUCUGAUGUGGAGUUUAAAUAUUGUGGCUUGAGAAUAUAUAUAUAUAUAUUUACAGUGCAUUCAGAAAGUACCCAUUCAUUUUUAUUUUUGACCGUUUUCUCUAUUUAAGGAUGCUUUCAUGUUUAAUCCAUGCUUCAUUACAAAGCUGAAACCAGAUUUGUGAUAACUUUUGCAAAUGUAUUAAAAUGCAGACACUGAAAUGUCA